Molecule: messenger RNA, 1574 nt
Organism: Drosophila persimilis
Lineage: Eukaryota; Metazoa; Arthropoda; Insecta; Diptera; Drosophilidae
Gene: Sox21a
Product: transcription factor SOX-2
Exons: 3
Coding region: 76-1248 (390 amino acids)
Biological process (GO): positive regulation of transcription by RNA polymerase II; anatomical structure morphogenesis; cell differentiation
Molecular function (GO): DNA-binding transcription factor activity, RNA polymerase II-specific; RNA polymerase II cis-regulatory region sequence-specific DNA binding
Source: RefSeq, a predicted model, not a curated record
AAUCAAAUUUCAGUAGAGAGCGCCCACCUGAAAAUUACCACCUGCACGCACAAGCACACGCAUCCCCACCGAAUCAUGACGAGCAUCUCGACGCUACUACACCGGAGCCACAGCAACGGGUACACGAGCAGUGGGAGCAGCAAUCACAGCCACAGCAGUAGCCUCUCACCGCAGUUGCCCGGCCUGGCCCUGGGCCUGGGCAUGGGAAUGGGAAUGGGAGUGGGAGUGGGCCUGGGAGCCACCACAGCGCCAACACCACCACCGCCGCCAACUGACCUCGCCAUGCCCCCAGCAGCACCAGCUCCCGCUCCAGCACCGAAGCUGCAGCAUCAUCAGCAACAUCAUCAUAGCCACUCCAAUUCCCACUCCACAGCCACUUCCAAUUCCCAUUCAAAUUCUGGAUCCCAUCACAGCAGUCAUGACCACAUUAAGCGACCAAUGAACGCUUUCAUGGUCUGGUCGCGGGGACAGCGUCGCAAAAUGGCCCAGGACAAUCCCAAAAUGCACAAUUCCGAAAUAUCCAAGCGCCUCGGUGCCGAGUGGAAAUUGCUCACCGAAGGACAGAAGCGUCCAUUCAUCGACGAGGCAAAACGAUUGCGCGCCCUGCACAUGAAAGAACAUCCCGACUACAAGUAUCGACCACGUCGCAAGCCCAAGACGCUCAACAAGUCGCCAGUGCCGGGUGGUGCUAAUGGUGGUGCCGCUUCUGGUGGUUCCAGUAAUAACAGCAAUGGCGGAGCCCCUGGAGGAUCGUCCGCGCCUAAGGACAUACAGUCACAGCUAUCGCCGCUGGGCCAGACGUUGCCCCAUCUGCAUGGACAUGGACACCACCACCAUCACCACCACCUCACGCACCCGCACCACCCCCACCACCAGCACCCCCAUCCGCACCACGUCCAGCUGGCGGCCGCCGCAGCAGCCAACACCCUGAGCGCCAAGUACGGCUUUGGGUCCCCCUUAGAGCUCUCCCUGCCCCGCCUGCCCAACGCCUUUCCCGGCCUCGCCCACUACCCGUUGGACCCGACCCUGGCCCUCGAUCUGCAGGCCCGUCUUCAGGCCAUGUACGCCGGCAGCCUCUACCAGCCGUGGCGCUACCUGCCAUUGAUCAGUCCCGAGACGCCUCCCUCCCCGCCCAGCAGCAGCGGCACUGGCAUCUCAUCCUACGGCUGCGUGAAGUCGGCAAAAUCCUCGCCAGUCGCGGGAGUGGUUCCUCCCAACGUGGCCACCACACCGCCGAACAUCAUUUGACCGACUCCUCUGCGCUUCGGCGCCGGCACCGCCGCAGAGCACGCGGUGUAGACCUGGAAAAGAUGAUACUGAGUAGAUGGACGCUUACGGUCCCAGCACAUUCACCCACUGGUCAUGUGGUCACCCAGGACCCCACAAAACUGAAGAUAAUUGUUAGAUCCUAGUGCUAGUUGAAUCCUUGUGAGUUUUGUGUGUGCUUUGCUUUGAGUUUUGCCUCUCGUUUUACGUUCCGAUUCUGUUGCGGGUCACAUUUGAUGGAGGUAGCAGGAAAGAAGCCUAUUAAAUCUUUAGAAUUGAAUAAAAAUAAUUUAUUUGUUAUUAUGGAA